This is a messenger RNA of Cladocopium goreaui, 3432 nucleotides long. NCBI's taxonomy places the organism in Eukaryota, Dinophyceae, Suessiales, Symbiodiniaceae. The record is from the annotation of a GenBank genome assembly.
GGAGACGGCUGGGACCAUGCGGCCACAGAUAUGCGGCCAUAUGCCAUCAAUGGCAACGCUAUCUAUAACUUGCGGCAUCCGUGGCUGCGAAGUCUGCAUGAGCAGCUUGCGAGAGAAGCAUUUACAGAAGAGUUGGCGCAGAUCCCUUUCGAUUUGCGCAUGGCUAACCUGACUCUUGAAGCACAAAGAGGCUCACAAGAGUUGUUGGGAAAGGCUUUUGCCGUCCCGGUGUCGGAGGAAGUGUAUCAAGACGAUUCCAAGCUCAUCGGAAGUUUUGGCAGCACCCUGCUGAAUCACAGCUUUGAGCCCGGCGUCUUCAUACGCCAAGGCUCCUCGAGAAACAGUUUUUUCAAUUUGGAGGCCGAGAUCAGCCUUGGCGUGGCAGCCUUCGAAGCUGAUUUGUACCACAAGUUCAACGAGACGCUGACAUCCAGGCAUCCCUUCAGGAAGGUGCUGGUUCUCUCGUAUGGUCCUCCGGCUAUACAGCUCUCUGAGUCCAUGGCUACCCCCCGUGGGCCCACAGAAGUUCGUUUCAAUCACGCCAAGACCUCGAGGCAUUUGGCUCUGUGCGAGAUUGCCUCCCAAGUCACCACGAAGUUUUUUAUCUUCUCUGACAUCUAUCACCUCAUUUCUGGUCCCGCCUCUGUCCUGGUAGAUGGUGAAGGCCGACCAGUCCUACCGUAUCUGGAUGCAAACUCUCCGGACUGCGCUUCAACCUUUGGGUGCGGCCCAUCCUUACAACAGGCACGGCAACUCUUUGGAAUCCAGUUGCAGCGCCACUUUGAUACCUUUGACGUGGUCCUUCGCACCGCACAGAUUCAACGCUUCUGCGAGGACUGGCAGCUGGCCGCCCCGCAAGGCAGCUUUGAGACCUGCGCGGUGGAAUUCGGACCCACGGCCGACGAUUUCUUUGCUUGGGCGAUCUCUCGGGGCCAGUCCCCCUUUGAGUCCUAUGUGCCCAAGGACAAGUCCAAAGUCAGGUGGAUCCCGGUCAUGAGACGCCAUGCGCCUGCACCGAUGGACCUGGCGCGACCUUGUUCAGCAUACCAGCAAUCUGAUUAUGAGAGAAUGAAAGCCAACAUCUCGAUUUGCAGCACCAUCAUUGAGAACGCCACUCGAUGUGAGGAGACGAUCACGUCCCAUGGACCAUGCGUUUUCAACGUUUUUGGACACUGUACCGAGAAUAGGAAGAUGCUUCACUGGCCGCAUGUUGCGAGUGAAGACAGUGACAGCCAUCUAUCACGAAGGUUGGACAUGGAGCAGCAGAAUUUCUCCAAUCUCACCACCACUGAGCACACUGAAACCACUGUGAUGACCACCACAUACCACGUGAACGGAAGCAAUGGAAGCACUACCACUGAAACCAGCCACAUGACAAUGAUGACAACAACAAAGGCUCACAAAAUAAGCACAAACGAAAGCGAUGAAAGCAAUGAAAGCACCACAAGCCACACCACUGCAAUGACCGCCACGACAAACAUGUACAAAAUCAUGACGAACGGCAGCAACGGCAGCACUACCACCGAAACCAGCCACAUGACCAUGAUGACCACCACAGACGAGUACAUGCCUGGCAUGAACGGCAGCAACGGCAGCACUACCACCGAAACUAGCCACAUGACCAUGAUGACCACCACAGACAUCCCUGGCAUGAACGGCAGCAACGGCAGCACUACCACCGAAACUAGCCACAUGACCAUGAUGACAACCACAUACAUGCCUGGCAUGAAUGGCAGCAAUGGUAGCAGCAAUGGUACCAUGUUGGUGGUUCCAGUUGCACAGUUGGAGGGUUGUGUGGGUUUGUCAGUUUCAGACCCGGAUCUCUUUUCAGAAUCAGCAGAUGCAGUUUUUGUGAUGAAGCGGGUUUUGGCACGGGCUGCUGGUGGAGUGAAGGUGGACUAUGUGCAUGUCUCCAUAACGGCUGGCAGCAGCUGUGAGUCUGGCCGGCGGCUCUCUUGGGGCUACAGGCGGCUGCAAGACAGCGUGAGGGUAGAUUAUGUCAUCAUUUUCCCUGCAUCCAUGGGGGAAGGAGAAGCACUCAAGCAAGCUGAAAAUGGCAAAGAUGCCCUGGAGCAAAUUUCCUUGUCCGAAAUCAAUGCCUUGAUGAGCGAGGAAAUCGGCAUGGUGCCAUCGCUGUCAGGGCUGAGUGUUUUGAUCACAACAAGCCCAACAGUCAUGAUGACAGUCUUCGUAAGCACCAGCAACAACCUGAACGGCAGCAAUAGCAGCACUACCACCGAAACCAGCCACAUGACCAUGAUGACCACCACAGACGAGUACAUGCCUGGCAUGAAUGGGAGCAACGGCAGCACUACCACCGAAACCAGCCACAUGACCAUGAUGACCACCACAGACGAGUACAUGCCUGGCAUGAAUGGGAGCAACGGCAGCACUACCACCGAAACCAGCCACAUGACCAUGAUGACCACCACAGACGAGUACAUGCCUGGCAUGAACGGCAGCAACGGCAGCACUACCACCGAAACUAACCACAUGACCAUGAUGUCCACCACAGACAUCCCUGGCAUGAACGGCAGCAACGGCAGCACUACCACCGAAACUAGCCACAUGACCAUGAUGACAACCACAUACAUGCCUGGCAUGAAUGGCAGCAAUGGUAGCAGCAAUGGUACCAUGUUGGUGGUUCCAGUUGCACAGUUGGAGGGUUGUGUGGGUUUGUCAGUUUCAGACCCGGAUCUCUUUUCAGAAUCAGCAGAUGCAGUUUUUGUGAUGAAGCGGGUUUUGGCACGGGCUGCUGGUGGAGUGAAGGUGGACUAUGUGCAUGUCUCCAUAACGGCUGGCAGCAGCUGUGAGUCUGGCCGGCGGCUCUCUUGGGGCUACAGGCGGCUGCAAGACAGCGUGAGGGUAGAUUAUGUCAUCAUUUUCCCUGCAUCCAUGGGGGAAGGAGAAGCACUCAAGCAAGCUGAAAAUGGCAAAGAUGCCCUGGAGCAAAUUUCCUUGUCCGAAAUCAAUGCCUUGAUGAGCGAGGAAAUCGGCAUGGUGCCAUCGCUGUCAGGGCUGAGUGUUUUGAUCACAACAAGCCCAACAGUCAUGAUGACAGUCUUCGUAAGCACCAGCAACAACCUGAACGGCAGCAAUGGCAGCACUACCACGGAAACCAGCCACAUGACCAUGAUGACCACCACAGACGAGUACAUGCCUGGCAUGAACGGCAGCAAUGGUAGCACUACCACCGAAACCAGCCACAUGACCAUGAUGACCACCACAGACAAGUACAUGCCUGGCAUGAAUGGGAGCAAUGGCAGCACUACCACCGAAACAAGCCACAUGACCAUGAUGACCACCACAGACAUGUACAUGCCUGGCAUGAACGGCAGCAAUGGCAGCACUACCACCGAAACCAGCCACAUGACCAUGAUGACCACCACAACACAAGUAUAUAUGCCUGGGCAUGAACAGCAGCAACGGUAG